CUUCCGCGUUCCUCACAUAGCAACAGCAGCCGAGCCAAAAUGGCGACCAGUGGAGAUCCUGCGUGACAUCGAACCGAGUCACAGCACCGAAACCUGCGGUUCCCGGACAGCGGCGUCUCGCCAUGGCCUCCGCUCACGGGCGGCUGGGUCAGCACUUUCUGGCCGUGCUGGAUGUGGCUCUGCGGGUCCCGAGCAUCUUUAUAAUCGACGCGAUAUUCAACUCAUACUCGGAUCCCGGUACCGGAUGGAGCGGAACCGCCGGAAGAGCGUUAAUCCGCGCGCUGGGUAUUCUGGUCUCCGGUGUGGUUCUGGUGCUUUCCCAGAAGUCCCUGUUCAAGUUCUACACCCUGGUGGCGGGCGUUCUGCUGGGCGCGGCCUCGGUUUUGCUCAACUACUACGGCACGUCUCCGGCGGUGGCGCUGCUGCCGCUGCGUAACGGGCCGACGCUCUGGCUAGCGAUAGCGCUGUUGCAGCUACUGCUAGGACUGGGGUACGUGGCGCUGCUGAACGUGCAGUCGCUCUGCGCCGCCCUGCUGGUGGCGGACAUCAUGGCACCACUGUGUGGGAUGGCGGCGGAGCUGCCGGCGGACGCACGGAAGACGUUAGCGCUGGCGUCCGGAGCAGUUCUAGCGGCGCACUCCGCCGUUAACCUCCUGCUAAAGCUCAAGUGGUUCUACUACUCGUGCCGCUACGUCUACUUACUGCUACGCCACAUGUACCGCAUCUACGGCUUGCAGCUGCUGCUCGAGGACACGUGGAAGCGCAUACGCUUCCCGGACAUACUGCGCGUGUUCUGGCUAACGCGCAUGACCGCGCAGGCCGUAAUCCUAGCGUACGUGGUGCGGGUAGUGCGCUCCGAAAGCGGGCUUCCGCUAGGAUGGGACGUGUUCUGGGAUUUGCUCGGCAACCUCAUCAUCAGCGGCUGCGACUCCACGCUAACCGUGCUUGGUAUGAGCGCCGUCAUCUCCUCGCUCGCGCACUACCUCGGGCUUAGCAUCCUAGCGUUCAUCGGCUCAACCGAGGAGGAGGAUAAGCGGUUAGGCUUCGUAGCGCCUGUGUUGUUCUUCAUCCUCGCACUGCAAACUGGAUUAAGCGGAUUGAUUCCCGAGGAGCGGCUAGUGCGGCUAAGCAGGAACAUGUGCCUCUUGCUAACGGCUAUCCUGCACUUCAUCCACGGCAUGACGGAUCCGGUGCUAAUGUCUCUCAGCGCGUCGCACGUCUCCUCAGUGCGCAGACAUGUUCCCGUCCUGCUAGUGUCGCUAGCUCUGUUCGCGCUGCCCGUGCUGCUCAGCUACGUGCUCUGGCAUCAGUUCGUGCUAAACACGUGGCUGUUCGCCGUCACCGCGUUCUGCGUGGAGCUCUGCCUGAAAGUGCUAGUGUCGCUAACCGUCUACGCGCUCUUCAUGAUCGACGGGUUCUACAACGUGCUCUGGGAGAAGCUGGACGAUUACGUGUACUACGUGCGCUCCACCGGGAACGUGAUCGAGUUCGUGUUCGGCGUGAUCAUGUUCGGGAACGGCGCGUACACUAUGAUGUUCGAGGCGGGUAGCAAGAUCCGCGCGUGCAUGAUGUGUCUCCACGCAUACUUCAACAUAUACCUGCAGGCUAAGAACGGCUGGAAGACGUUCAUCAACCGCCGCACCGCCGUAAAGAAGAUCAACUCGCUGCCGGAGCUCAAAGGCGCGCAGCUACGGGACAUCGAGGACGUCUGCGCGAUAUGCUACCAGGAGUUCGCUACGUCCGCGCGCAUCACGCCGUGCCACCACUACUUCCACGCGCUCUGCCUGCGCAAGUGGCUGUACAUCCAGGACACGUGUCCCAUGUGCCACCAGCGCGUUUACAUCGAGGACGACGGACUCGAGCACGUCGCGUCCUCAAACAACAACGGCUACGCCGCGGCGGCUCCGGAGGCGGAGUUUGAUGAGGAGGGGGGAGGGGCUGAUGUGGGCGUGGCCGAGGGAGGGGCGGAGCCUGCGAACGAGCUCCUCGAGGACAACGACAGCAUCGAGUACGACGAGGACGAGUGGGGAACGCAACCUGGCGCCGCGCUAGUCGAGGACGACUACGCUAACAACGACGACGACACCGACUCCAACUGAUGUUGUGUUUGUGUUGGUAUUAAAGGGCUGAUCAUGUGUUUAUCGCGGAUAAAGAGCGGCGUGCUCCUCGAUAUGAUCACUACUGGUCUCUUGUGUGACCUCUCUUAUAAUUGUGUACAUUCUUGUACAUGUAAUAAAGAUGCUGCAGUUGUGCACUGGAGAAGCUGAAUCAGCUGCUAAUCUCUGAUAGCUCAUCAUGCUAGUCACGCUCCAUCACACCGGAGGGUUGCGACUCCACGUGUUCGCUUUCAGGCUAAACUGUUGAUUUAUUUGCCAAGAGAACUGAUGUAAAUAAAGAAUCAGCUUGAGUUCUUUUGUAAAUAAAAAUUAAUAUGCUGAUAAAUCUAUGUUGAUCUGGAACUUUGCACUUAAUUAUAUAUUUUUGGAAUGUC
Molecule: messenger RNA, 2491 nt
Organism: Rhinichthys klamathensis goyatoka
Lineage: Eukaryota; Metazoa; Chordata; Actinopteri; Cypriniformes; Leuciscidae
Gene: rnf139
Product: ring finger protein 139
Exons: 2
Coding region: 123-2099 (658 amino acids)
Biological process (GO): ERAD pathway
Cellular component (GO): endomembrane system; endoplasmic reticulum
Molecular function (GO): zinc ion binding; ubiquitin protein ligase activity
Source: RefSeq, a predicted model, not a curated record